AUGCCUGGUUUUCGCCGACAUAUGGACAUGGAAACCGCUGCAAGAGCAGUAUCUUUGCUUCAGGAGGGACAGUCUCAGAGGUCUGUGGCUAUGCAGCUCGGUGUAUCACGACGAGCUAUCCGAAACGUUUGGGAACGGUUUCAGGAGACGGGAAGUGUAGCCAGGAGACCUGGGUCAGGAAGAGUUCGGGCUACAACUGCCCAGGAAGAUCGAUACCUAAGAUUGACUGCGCGCCGGGAGCGUACUUUAACCGCUCGUACCUUACAAACUCGACUACGGCAAUCUACAGGAACGAGGGUCAGCGACCAAACCAUUCGGAAUCGACUUCAUGAAGAUGGACAACGCUCAAGAGUACGAGCUAUUCGACUGAAACUGACGAGGGCUCAUCGUGCGGCACAUUUAAGAUAUGGGCCUAUGAAGCCUGAAAUAAAUAAAUAA
This is a messenger RNA of Spodoptera frugiperda (fall armyworm), 438 nucleotides long. RefSeq lists its product as uncharacterized. NCBI's taxonomy places the organism in Eukaryota, Metazoa, Arthropoda, Insecta, Lepidoptera, Noctuidae. The record is from RefSeq and is a predicted model, not a curated record. The transcript has a single exon. Gene Ontology annotation, molecular function: DNA binding. Gene Ontology annotation, biological process: DNA integration; DNA transposition. Bases 1 to 438 code for a protein of 145 amino acids.